UUUUCAUUAUUUUUUUUUAUAAUACAUAAGGGACAUGUCUUUUAAUACGUCAAAUUCAUUUGCAACACUAAUGUUCUUUUAUUUCUAUCUUUUCUAAUCUAUCUAAGCUAUCAUGUUUUUCUGCUUCUUGUCCUAAUUGCAUGUUAGAAUCUAUAAGACAAGCUAAAGAAGAAAAAGCUUUAAAUAUCUCGGAUCUGUCACAGUCUGACAAGGAUGGAAACAUUAAGCGCCAACGAAUUGUAACUAGAAGAUACAGUCCUCCUUUGACUGUAACAUCAAUGAGUCGAAGAAAAAGUACUAUAUAUUCUUCUGAUUCAGACAGUAAUAUUGAGUUAUGAGAUAUGAGACAUGAUAUUGAGUUACAAGCACCAAUUGUAAAAAGCUUAAAGAUAAAUGCAAAUAAGGAAAAGACAUCACUAUUUUCACAUCCUGAUGAUACUUGCAACAAUAAUUAUACAAAUCAAGCACAAAAUUCAUCUAUUGAUGAAAGUAUUAAUGAAAAUAUAAACCCUAAUCUUUCAAAGAAAAAUAAGUGUAACGUUCUAAAAGAUUUACAAACAAACAGGUAAGACAACAUAGUAAGAGAAUAUGACAAUAGUGACGAUCGAGGUUUCUAUAAAAUAAC
This is a messenger RNA of Harpegnathos saltator (Jerdon's jumping ant), 625 nucleotides long. RefSeq lists its product as uncharacterized. Lineage: Eukaryota; Metazoa; Arthropoda; Insecta; Hymenoptera; Formicidae. The record is from RefSeq and is a predicted model, not a curated record. Bases 342 to 569 code for a protein of 75 amino acids. The transcript has 3 exons.